GGUGGAUCGUGGGCUUGUAGUAUCCAUUUGUGAGGAAAGUCAUCAUGUCGCCCGUGUUGAUGACCAAACCGUUGUCGAUGUGACGGACGCCCAAUAUCGAAUGCCAGAGCAGAAGUAUCGAACAGCCCCCAGAUCUGCUCUUCCAGAGUGCGUGAAAUUGCCUCGCGGAAGCGAAGCAUGAAGACAGGCUUGAAGGAUCUGAAGAUAGGCUUAGUGAAGUGUCAUUCUUCUGUAAUCAUUGUAACACCAUGAAUUUUGAAUGCAUUAAUGGUUUCAAAUGACGAGCACGUGCCCCACAAAAAAGACAAGGGUAGCGGGCACUGCCACGGAUGUGGCCUUUCACGACUUAUGUGCAAUUGUGGUGGUGCACAGCGCUCUCAAGUUGCAGUGAGAAGUCGUCGAAGAGAGAACUGUGUGCUGUCGUCUACAACUUCAACCGAUAUCAUUGCAAUUGUGGCGCUGCAGCUUGCAAAGACCAAGCACUAGUUCAAAUCAAGUUCGAAUCCACGGCCUGUUGGACCCAGCUCGUCAGUCUCAGUAGCGUCCAGCUCGAAUGCCACCGGACAGGAAUCCCCCCCAUGCAGCAAGCGUAGAGACCUGAGCGUGAGAUGCACAAUGUCGUGAGGAUGGGAUUUGUUCCCCUAUCAAGCUAGGGAUGGGCGUCGGCACCAUUCACAGGAUAUCAAUCACCUUAUUAUCAACUUCCAGAUCAAUUGGUAUUGAUCAUCAAUUGCGCUAUGCAUCGGUUCUAGUGUGUUCUGCGUCAGAUUCCACGCUUACCAUUUUUCCACAUGC
This is a messenger RNA of Suillus clintonianus, 795 nucleotides long. RefSeq lists its product as uncharacterized. The transcript has 3 exons. The record is from RefSeq and is a predicted model, not a curated record. Lineage: Eukaryota; Fungi; Basidiomycota; Agaricomycetes; Boletales; Suillaceae. Bases 330 to 593 code for a protein of 87 amino acids.